Messenger RNA from Pangasianodon hypophthalmus (striped catfish), 6163 nucleotides. RefSeq names its product FCH and mu domain containing endocytic adaptor 2 (gene fcho2). Bases 736 to 3717 code for a protein of 993 amino acids. Lineage: Eukaryota; Metazoa; Chordata; Actinopteri; Siluriformes; Pangasiidae. Gene Ontology annotation, biological process: clathrin coat assembly; clathrin-dependent endocytosis; synaptic vesicle endocytosis. The record is from RefSeq and is a predicted model, not a curated record. Gene Ontology annotation, cellular component: cytoplasm; plasma membrane; clathrin-coated pit. The transcript is spliced from 29 exons.
ACACCAAACUACAGCUAGAGACUAUAGGAGACAAGUGAACUCGGGAGGAGGAAGUGGAGUUUUCAGACCGAAGGAAGGAAAGAAACAGAAGAGGGAGAACUAAAAAGAGCUCCAAACGAUACAAAAUCAGGGGCGCGUGGUGGAUUUAAGUGCUUUAAUUGACAGCGAAUUUAAUUUUAAAAAGAAGAAGAAGAACGACCUCACAGGAGAAAGGAAACAAAUAUGAUAACGCCGUAUUUCCUGGAAAAUUUCUGGAAAGCUUACCGGUAAAACAUGGGCAAGGGAAACGUGAGAACCGAUGCCCCGUUCACCAUGUUACUUUGGUCGGCAAAUGUCGUCUCGCGACACCAGGGAUUGGGCCUCGGUGAACUCGGACAAACAUGACCAACCAACUAGAAUCCACCUUUCUGCAAGCACAUUGGCUAACGUUGAAUGAUGUAUGACGUUAAUGGUUAAAUCAAGAAGCUCAUUGGAUCUCGUUGCUGUUAGUCACACUGGUUUUCUUUUUUUUCUGAUUUCUUCUGUAAUUAAAUUAAAGUGAAAGGCCAGGUAUUUCAUAGAAUAUUCAUAUGGAAUGAAUUCCUAACCGUGUGAUGGUUACCUUGAUUUUCCAGCUACAGUUUUGGAAAGUAAAACAUUUUAGUGUAGUCCAUGGAUCCUUAGCCAGACAUGUGUCUAACAUAAGGCUGAGAGUUAGAUUAAUGCCAGACGCCACGGUAGAUAUAAACAUAGAAAAUGAUAAUGGAGGUGCCUCGCGUCUUGACAUCGCAAGUGAAAAGGUUUGCAAAAAAAAAAAAAAACGUCGCAGCGAACUGCAACGGCAGCAUAUUCAAUGUGCUCCCUGGAGAAAUUUUUGGUGACAGAAAUAAUGGGUUCGAUGUCCUCUACCAUAACAUGAAACAUGGCCAGAUAUCCAGCAAGGAACUUGCAGACUUCAUUAGAGAAAGGGCUACAAUUGAGGAGACGUACUCCAGAGCAAUAACCAAACUGGCCAAGUCUGCUAGCAACUUCUCUCAGUUGGGGACAUUUGCUCCAGUAUGGGAUGUGUUUAAGGUGUCAACAGAAAAGCUGUCUGUCUGUCACAUGGACCUGGUGCGUAAAUUGCAAGACCUCAUCAAGGACGUGCAGAAAUAUGCAGAGGAACAGACCAAAGCCCAUAAGAAGACUAAGGAGGAAGUGGCACCCACGCUGGAGGCUGUGCAAAACAUCCAGAGUGUGUCUCAGGCAUUGCAAAAAAGUAAAGAAAACUACAACAGCAAGACUCUGGAGCAGGAGCGCAUGCGCAAAGAGGGUUCCACCCAGAGAGACCUUGAGAAGGCUGGGCUAAAGGUUAAGAAAGCCAGAGAAGUGUACAAGUCCUAUGUGGAGAAAUAUGCCAGCACAAAGACUGAAUUCGAGCAAAAAAUGGCAGAGACCGCACAGAAGUUUCAGGACAUUGAAGAAAGCCAUAUUGUGCAAAUGAAGGAGAUUAUCCAGUCAUAUACUCACUUGAUUGAGGAGACACACAAACAGAUUGGAGAGGUGCAGAAAGAGUUUGUGAAUAACAUGGAGAACACGUCUGUGGAAAGUCUAUUACAGAAAUUGGCCGAGAACAAAGGGACCGGCAGAGAAAGGCCAGGGCCCAUUGACUUUGAGGAAUGCAAUGUUUCUCUUACUACGGAAGGUGCUAAACCUAGAAAGAGGAAGACCUUUGCAAUUCCAGGGCGAAGAAGAGACAAGGAUACAGAUUCCACUGAAUCUACAGAAGUUGAAACUACUAACACUGCCAAUGGAGCUCCCGCAGAUAUCUAUGGACCCAUAGAUUUUCAAAAUGCUAAUGUACCUCAGGUGGAUGAAGAGGGUUUCUGUAUCAGACCGGAAUUCAAUGAAAAUGAUACCAAAGACAACAACUCUUCAUCCAGUGAUUCAGAUGAAGAAGAUGAACGUAGAAAAUUUCAUGUGGAAAUCAAACCUGUACAGCCCAACAGUGGCACACAGCAGCACAAAGCCACCAUAGAUGAGCUGAAGGCUUCUAUUGGAAACAUAACCCUUUCCCCCUCUGCUACGGUCCACAUGAGGAGAAACCAGUCCAGUGAUGAGUUGGGAAGGUCCAGAACACAGCAAACAUCAUAUACAGAUAGACUGACCAGCAAUGACCUGCUGUCUCUGGAUCCAUUUGGCCCCAAUCUCUCUGGCUCCGCUUCCUCUGUGUCCUCCUCUGCAGAUGAGCUUUUCAUUCCCAUCCCCCCAUCUCCACCCAGAGCCAUGAGCACUCCUCCAACCCUUCUCAAAAACCCAGGGGAUGCUGCUACUCGCAAUACUCCACUCAACGCUCCCAAAACCGGUAUCAAUCUACUUUCAUCCUGGACUCAGAACCAGUUGGUGGCUUUUGUGCCUAUUGAUGGGCUAACCUGGGCUAACCAGGAAAGACCUCAGUCAGUGCCUAUUUCCCAGUACGCCAAACACCCACCCAGCAAAACUGCAGAUCCCUUUAUUAGCAUGGGCCAGAAGAACGAAAGCGCCCUCUCUUGGAUGGCGGACCAUACCAUGUCACCCGCAGCUGGCCAUAUGCAGGAUGUUCCUCCCUCUAACAGACCCACAACCCCUCUGGGCACAGCAGCAAUAGUUCCUCCUCCUCGACCCUCGUCACGGCCCAAACUGCCUGCAGGCAAACUGACCGGCAUCAAUGAGAUUGCACGGCCAUUCAGCCCUUCUAUGGCAACCAACUCUAGUCCUCUGCCUACUGCACCUCUAGCACGGGCUGAAAGCUCAUCCUCUCUGAGCUCUAAUGCCUCACUGAGUGCGAGUAACACACCCACCAUCGAGGAUGAUGUGUUUGUGGCGAAACUGCCCACGUUUGAGAAGAGGUGUGAAACUCCAGCAGGGACAUCUCGUGGCCCCAGCCCGAUCACAUUAGCAUCCCAGGAUUCACUUCCCAUAGCUGUUGCUUUCACAGAGUCAGUUAAUGCCUACUUCAAAGGAGCUGAUCCCAGCAAGUGCAUAGUGAAGAUCACGGGGGACAUGACACUUUCCUUUCCCAGUGGCAUCAUUAAGAUCUUCACAUCCAGCCUCUCACCAGCUACACUCAGCUUCAGACUCAGAAACACUAGCAAACUGGAGCAGAUACUACCAAACCAGCAUCUUCUACACAGUGACUCCUCACAGAAUGACACUAACAGUAAAGAUUUCUGGAUGAAUAUGCCUGCGCUGACCGCAUAUCUCAGGAAGGCCUCAGAACAGAAUCCAACUUCCUCUUACUACAAUGUGGACAUCCUCAAGUACCAGGUGUGUUCUAAUGGGAUUCAGUCAACGCCGCUAAACCUGGCAGUGUACUGGAAGUGUGCACAGAGCACUACAGACCUGCGGGUGGAUUACCACUACAACCCUGAGGCCAUGCAACCGCCCGGACCACUCUGUAGCGUGCAGGUCCUUGUACCUGUCAGCGGUGGUGUCACCAACAUGCAUUCACUCCCCAGUGCCAUCUGGAAUCCAGACCAAAAUAAGUCAUUAUGGAAGCUGAAUGACAUCUCUGAGAAGUCUGAAAAUGAAGGUUCUGGCUCUCUGAGGGCAAAGUUUGAGCUCUCAGAUGGCCCCUCAAUCCCAGCCACUCUGGCCGUUCAGUUCUUUAACGAGGGCAGUACUCUCUCUGGAGUAGAAAUGGAACUGGUCGGAUCUGGAUAUCGACUCUCCCUCAGUAAGAAGAGAUUAGUCUCUGGGCGAUAUAUGGCAGACUGCUGAGAUGUCAAACCAGAGGCACAUUCUAUCAAACUAUUGAAAAAUUAAAGGAUUACUUUUCAUUAUCAUUUUAUUGCAUCUUCUCUCAUCACGGCAGAGGUUAUUGGAAGGUGAAACAAAAGGGCUGUCACCCCGAUGGCUCCUCUUAUGCCUUUAAAUAUUCUUAUCAUUUUGAACUAUCCUUCCAUCCAACCAAGUGUAUCUUUUUGGGAAUGAAAGAACUUUUUACUACACUUUUUAGUCAUGUAGCACUGAGAAUCAAACACUGUCUAAAAAAACUAAUAAAGAAAACCAAUAAGGAAUGUCAGAAUACUGAAGAAUGAGAAAAUGAAAAGUAAUAACCUGAUAUUUUUGAUUAAUUUUUGAUUUUUAUAUAGUGUUUGUUUUCAUGAUAAAUUUUAAUAUGAUAUGACAUACAGAAAAUAUGCAGUGUAAAACAAAAGGAAAAAGAAAAAAUAUCUGCACUAACAAUCUUCCAGGCCAUUUGGAUAGACAUUAACCUCUUAUUUGUAUAUUCAUCUUUAAGUCCUGAUCAUAAAUAAACAAACAAAAAAAUUUUUUUUUUAAAUAAUAAUAAUAAAUUAAUUAAUUAAUAAACCAACAAAAUUGUCAGUGAGGGGGAAAAAAAGCCUCAGGCAAUCUGAACGUAACGUUUUAUCCAUAAAGCUACACCUCCAGGACAGGCCUGAGUUCUUACUUGUAAAAUCAUUGUAGCAUUAUUAAUUGUUCUCUGGAUUCUGCCUAAUCUAGACUUCACAACUAUUGGUGUACUUUUGACAAACUAGCCCUUAGGUAUAAUCCAUACAGUGGCUAAAAUUUCAUAUAUCUCUCAAUUGUUACUAUUUCUCACAGUACAAGUGCAAUGAAGGUAUAAGCUAUUAAAUGAAUCAUUAUGUGACUUCUGUUUAGGUUUUAAUUUUAGUGUAAAGAAUUCUGGUCAGUUUUUUGAUAAUUUUCAACAAAAAGAAGAAAACCAAAAACUUGGAAAACUGACCUUAGUGCCUAUUUUCUAAUCAAACUUGUUGAUUUCUUUCUCUACAAGCUUAUCUUUGUUGCUCUAAGUGCCAGUUCUAUUUUAUACUUUUUUUGUACUGGGAUGCUGAAGGGAAAAUACUCAUAAAUGACAACUGUAAAUGAAUGCCUUUCUAAAAAAAUUAUUGGUUAUAUAUAUAUAUAUAUAUAUAUAUAUAUAUAUAUAUAUAUAUAUAUAUAUAUAUAUAUAUAUAAACAUAAUCAAAGUAAUAUGGUGUGGUGUGUUCUGAAUAUUUAUUACAGAACUGAUGAUCUGAUGCCCUUUAACCAGCUGAACAUGUUCUUGCUGAUCUUUAUCUUUGGAUAUUCCCUGUAGUUGGGUAAUCCUACUUGCAAUGAAUUACUAAAUGACUCGGACCUAGAUGACCCAAAUAUGACCUAUGGCCCAAUACACACAAAGGCACUGAGAAAUUAUAGUGGAAAUGAGAAUGGAUUCCCCUAUUCCAAAUUUUUGAUAUUAAUUUAUUAUUUUUUAAUAUUACAGUAAUAUUCUACUGUAACAUUAAAUUAUAUAUUAAUAUAGUACCAAAAUUUCAGCAAUUUCAUUAUUUUCUACCAAAACUUAGCAAUUUAAGAUUGCUUCAGACUUGGACUACCUACUUGUUUCCUAUAGACACAGGGCAUGCCUGUUGCAUGUCUAAGUAACUAACCAUUCAGAACUUCUAAACAGAUCCAAAGUGCUUUAAUGGGCUAAACACAGGGUUUGUUUUGUUUUUCUUUUUUUUUUUUUUUCUUUUUUUUAAAUAAUGGCUCUGUGCCUUAUAUCCUUCUCUUAAGGGUCAAUUGUCUUAAGGGCUACUUUAACCAGUGGGAAGAUGGAGAUAGAUAUACCCUAAAUAAUACAAAGGAAUGUUUGAUAUGUACUAAAAAAAUUAAAUGUGUAAAUGUGUAAUGUGUAAAGGUGUAACAUUCUAGGAAAGUUUUAGGUUUUUUAACGACAGUAUCUUUUUCCACAGGAUCAUUUUUAUGACGUAACUAGGCAGAGUUUUUAAAUUCCUAAUCUUUACUGUUUUAUUGGAAAUGUUUAAGAUGUAUGUAACUGUAUUAAAAAAAUAAUAAAAUGGCAUUGGGCGUUUAGUGUGGAGGCAGAUAUUAACCAGUGGACAUUAGGGUCAAAACUGAACUGUGUGACACUUUUUCUGUCCAGUAUAACUAAAUGUCUGAUUGUGUAUUUUAGCAAGCUGGUUCUUGCUGCCUCUACAACCAUCAGAUAAAUGUGUGAAGGCAUUUUGGAGCUUCUCAAAUAUUGUCUCUUGCUCCUUUUGGUCUCAUGUUCAUGGAUGUGUUAAAUGAUCUGUGAAAAUGAUUUUUUUCAAUUUUUACAAAUUUACCACUUUGUUUUCUCAUGAUUUCAAUGUCUGUAAUAAAUGUGUAAUAUAUAAAUCUAUACAAAUAUAAGAACUAUUACAUAACUCUG